AGGUCUGCUCUAAUAUUCACUCUAUACUGUGAGCUCAGUGAAGCAAGAUACCUACAAACAAAGGAAACUAAUAAUGAAGUAUUUGACGGCCACUCUGACACUAGUGUCCAUAACUCUGGUCAUUCUGUAUCAAGUUGAUACAGUACACAGUCAUGUCCGGUACACAGUCCAACAGGCGCAGAAAGAUUUGUUUGAUUUCUUGAUGACCAAAUCUGAGAAAACACCGCCCAGGAAACCUCAGCUCAAGACCUACAAAUAUAUCAACUGUGGCGACCCCAAAAAGGAGCUAGCCAAUCUGACGUCACUCGUGCUAGGCCCCGAUCCACUUGUGUUUCCUGGUGCGCUGUAUGUUGAGUUUGCUGUCAAAAUCCACACAUUGGUGGAUACUCCACUGAAGGCAGACGUGGUCUUGGAGAAAAAAGUUGGCGACAGUUGGCUAAAGAUUCCUUGCAUUGGUUUCAUUGGUUCGUGUGAAUACGACGAUGUGUGUGAGUUUUUGUCGCUGAUCACCGAAUGCCCGCAGCCAUUUGUGGACGCAGGUGUUCCCUGCAAAUGUCCAUUUCAGAAGGGUGUCUACAAGCUUCCUAAGACAGAGUUUGAUGUGGAGAUACCAAUCUUCCCACCUGGCGACUAUCACGGCAAGGCCAACUUGACCCGUAAUGACCAAUCCGUGGCCUGCGUUGAGCUUUUUACAACUUUUGAUUAAUGAAAUCAUGCUACUUGGGAAAAAAAACAGAAGAAAAGAAGUAACGAUAACUCUGUUGUAUUGAAUGAAUUUUAACUUGAAUCAAACUUUGAGUUAACUCCACUUACAGGUUUUGAAAAAGGUUUCUUUUUAAUGCACAAGAAUCUUAUUUACUGUAAUGGAUUAGAUUUACUAAGACAAAUGUGUUAUUAGACUACGCACUCUUAAAAUCGAUUGGUGUGAAGUAUGCUUAUUUAAAGUGUGUGUAUGUGUGUAUCAUAUCAAGCAUCACGUACAUCUCUUCAAUGUAUUGUCAUGAAGCUGUUGAGUAGCCUACAUUAUUACAAUAUCACACAGUUUUUAAAUAAAGUCGUGUAAUUUAAGUGUCAA
Biomphalaria glabrata is the source of this 1075-nucleotide messenger RNA. RefSeq names its product ganglioside GM2 activator-like. Gene Ontology annotation, cellular component: cytoplasmic side of plasma membrane. Bases 74 to 706 code for a protein of 210 amino acids. Gene Ontology annotation, biological process: lipid transport; ganglioside catabolic process. Gene Ontology annotation, molecular function: lipid carrier activity; enzyme activator activity. The record is from RefSeq and is a predicted model, not a curated record. NCBI's taxonomy places the organism in Eukaryota, Metazoa, Mollusca, Gastropoda, Planorbidae. The transcript has 4 exons.